Messenger RNA from Strongylocentrotus purpuratus (purple sea urchin), 2446 nucleotides. Its product is annotated as enoyl-CoA delta isomerase 1, mitochondrial. The transcript is spliced from 8 exons. Gene Ontology annotation, biological process: fatty acid beta-oxidation. Gene Ontology annotation, molecular function: enoyl-CoA hydratase activity. The record is from RefSeq and is a predicted model, not a curated record. Gene Ontology annotation, cellular component: mitochondrion. Bases 78 to 968 code for a protein of 296 amino acids. NCBI's taxonomy places the organism in Eukaryota, Metazoa, Echinodermata, Echinoidea, Camarodonta, Strongylocentrotidae.
AGCGCCAUCUGUUGAUUGAUAUUGCACAGCUUUCUGCUAGAACUUUAUUUUAGGUACUGAGCUGGGCCAGUGAAAAUAUGUCUUUCCUCUCCCGUUUCAUCAGACCCUGUGUGCACCAUGCCCAGAGGUCUUCGGCAGCAUCACAUCUGUCCAGGAAUGGUGCCCCAGCUAGCCAGACCCUCUCCAGGCUGUUUAGCAGUGACGCUGGACUGGUCAAGGUAGACAAAGAGCAAGGAUAUGCUGUCCUACACAUGAACCGUCCUCCAGUCAACAGUCUGAACACAGAAUUCCUCCAAGAACUGACAGCUAAUAUCGAAGAGCUCGAGAGUGACAGGCAUAUGCAGGGUCUUAUCAUUACAUCAGCAUGUCCAAAGAUCUUCUCGGCGGGACUGGACAUAACUGAGAUGUACCAGAAAAGUCCAGAAUCGACGGACCGCUUCUGGCGUAGCCUCCAAGACUUCUGGCUGACCCUCUACGACAGCAGGCUGGCUACAGUGGCUGCAGUUACGGGUCAUUCCCCUGCAGGAGGAUGCGCAAUAGCUAUGUCAUGUGACCACCGGAUAAUGGCUGAAGGGCCUUUCACCAUGGGCCUCAACGAAGUCAACUUGGGUAUUGUGGCACCGUUUUGGUUCAAAGAUACAAUGCAGAAUACGAUUGGCCAGAGGGAAACAGAGAGGGCGUUAGGGCUAGGUCUUUUGUACAAGCCUGAUGAAGCCCUGAAUGUUGGUCUGAUCGAUCAAGUAGUACCUCUUGAGAACGUUGUUGACCAGGCCAGAGAGGAGAUACAGAAAUGGAUCAAAAUACCAGGUGUAGCGAGGAUGGCUUCUAAACGUAUGAUCCGUGAGUCCACCCUCACCAAACUCAGAGACAUCAGAGAGGACGACAUCAACAUGUUCACCAACUUCAUUCAGAUGGAAGCCGUCCAAAAGCAUCUAGGGAGUUACAUGGAAAAGCUCAAGAAAAAAUAGAUUAUAAUUGUGUCCAAUUUCGAUAUUUGGUAAUUUACGUUGGUCCUCAGAUCAAAUCUUGGCUUUUUAUUUGUAUAUGUUAUUCAAAUUUGUUAACUUUAUUUGUCAUGAGAAAUCAUGAUGCUUAAAUUAUUUAAAGUUGAGCAGCAAGCAUUCCUUACCGGUACACAUUGAUAUAUCCAUUAAAGGUAUUGUAUAUCGGGAAGCACAUGAUACUGGAAGCACCCUAUGAAUGUUAUGAAUUUUAUGAAUUAUCCACCCAUAAGCCAUAUUAUCACGAUAUAAAAAAAUAUUCAAAAAUUCUUUCUUGAUGUUUUGUUAACACAAAUACAAAUGGGAUUACAUGAUUUCCUUUAUGAUCAACUUUUAAUAAUUCAGAAAAGUUCUGUCACGCUAUAGCCACUUUGUUCGGUGCCAUAUUCUAUGUCAUCAGGGACAUUGUUCUGUUACAUUUCUUCAAUUUGUGGGAGAAUUACAUCAAAAACUGAUUGAUUUACAUUUUUGUAUUGAUUAUGAUUGAUAGGUUACAUGGGCAUUACUUUUAUGGUUCAUAUUACACCUUUCUGUCUGUUUGGAGCCUAAAAGGCAUUAAAUCAUGUGUUUUUACUCAGAGUUAAUGCCCUUCUGGCUCUCAACAGACAAUAUAUCAUUGGUAUGGACCCAGAAGGGUGUUAACUCUUGUGACACACAGGUAAUGCCUUACUGGCUCUCUUAAGAUGAUAUGUCUGUGUUAUUUGCCGUUAGUCAUGGUUGAGAGUGAUAGCAGGGUUUCGCAUUAUUUUUCAUGUUUGGUUUAUGAACCUGAAAACGCUGUGUGAUGAAUUUUAUAUUCCCACAAUUUCAAAAUUUCCUGUCUUCAUUAAAUUAUGAAAUUAAGAAGAAGAAGAACAAAAAAGGGUGACUAGUUUCUUCUACAAAAUGAACAUUGCAAAUUCCUGACCAAUAAGGUGCCCACUAAGGAUACAGAUGCAAAAUUUGCUUAAUUAACUUAAUAAGUUUUCUUCAGAGUCCCUAGGUACCUAUGACUUUCCUCUCUUUACAUGAACUUUUGUGUCUGCAUAAACGAAAGGGAAAGCUGAUAGCAUGAGGUGACACUCCCUCGCAAAGAUGAUUUCACAUGAGAGCUUAUGUCCUCUGGCUGAAUAUCAAUUUUCCAGUUUCUAAAUUUUGUAAGCGAGCUAUUAAAGCAAGUAAGCAAAAGUGUUGACACCUAAUUACAGGGAAAUGAUUUUUCAUCUAGAAAUAUGAAAUUAUAUGUUAACUACAAUAAGACUACAUGACUGUCCUUGGAUGCACAAAUAUUGGUAAUUCCAGAAGCGGUGGAAAAAUACUUCUGAAACAUCUGUUUUUUUGUUCCUUUAAUUCAAACGUGGGCUAUGACUGUGAGAGCUGAUUUUUGGAGGUUGAUUAUGAUAUAAUGUAUCUUAUAUGACUCCAAACCUAUGACAAUUUAAUAAAGAGAUUUAUUGCAAAGCAAA